Molecule: messenger RNA, 3546 nt
Organism: Paramecium pentaurelia
Lineage: Eukaryota; Ciliophora; Oligohymenophorea; Peniculida; Parameciidae
Source: the annotation of a GenBank genome assembly
AUGGGUAAUGCAGAUAGUAAUGCAAGUAUUAAGGCCAUGCAUACAAAUUAUAUUGUUGUUAGAAAUAUAAAAGAUGAUACUCGUUAUGGAGAAGGAAGGAUUGUAAAAUAGAAGCAAACUAAAUAAGAAGUAUUUUAGAAGGAAAUCAAUUUAACAGAUGAAGAAAAAUAUUCAGCAUUAAAAAUAAUGCUUGAAAAAAAGGAAAGCAAUUCAUAUGAUAAUUUGAUCAAUAUAACUAGUAUUUAAAUUAGCAAUAUAAUUAAUAGAGUUGUUUUAUCACGAAGAAAAUCAAUUUUGUGGUUAAUUUUUUAAGAUCUUCAUUUUAAUGGAAUAUAUACCAACAACUUUGUUUGAUAUCUUAGAAUAAAGAUUAGCUAAGAAAUUAGAAUUUCAAGAAUCAGAACUAUGGACUAUUCUAAUAGGAUGUAUAGAAGGAUGUUGUAUACUGGAAUCUUAGAAAAUCACUCAUCAAGGAUUAAGAUUAGAUUCAAUCUCUUAUAUAGAUUAAUUUCCAUAUGUCAAGAUUCUAGAUCCAAUUUUAAGUGGAGUUCCUACUACUUAUCAAUAAUUAUUAUAAGAUGAUACUAAAUAAAUCAAUUUGAAUUAUUUAAGUCCUAAACUCAUGUAAUCACUUAAUGAUGAUAUGUAACCAUAACAUAAUCCAUACAAAAGUGAUGUAUAUUCUUUAGGAAUGAUGAUGUUGCAUUUAACAAGUUAACAUAAUUGUGAAGAUUGUUAUGAUAUGUAAAAGAUGAGAGUAAAUCAUUAAUAAGUUUAAAGGAGAUUAUUAAAUUUAGAAUAAAAAUUCUCAUCUUAAUAUAUUCAAGUCUUGAGAACUAUGUUAUUACUUAAUGAAGAUUAAAGACCAGAUUUUCUUUAAUUAAGAUCUGAAAUGUAAUCUAUGUCACCUCCAGCUUCUCCUAAAGCUUAUAUAGAAGAACAAGAAGAAGAAGUCAUCCAAACCAAAAAGAGUCCAAUUAUUUAAGUUGAAGCAUAUGAAUAAGCUGUAGAGAGCUUUGCUAUACCUUAAUAAUAAUAUCAAUUAUAAACUUCAUAACAACCAUAAAUAUUUGUUAAUCCUGAAUAAAGUGCUAAAUUUAUAUAAUAAUAAUAAAGUUCAGUACAUAAUUCUUAAGUUCAAGCAUAACGAUCAAUUUAAUUAAGACAAUCUUAGCAAUCCAUCUAAUCCAAUUAAUCAAUGUAUAUAUAAAGAAAUGGUCUUAAAGACUUGAGACCUGAUAUAUGUGAUCAUUUAAAAAUUGUAGUAUUAUCAUUUAAUUUAGUUACCUUUAUCAGAAUAACCUGCAGAAUAAUCAUAAAUUGAUACCAAUAUAGGUAACCAAAUAGGAGCUGAAGAAUUAUUGAAUCGUUCUAAUUUAGAAUAAUAAGAUACUUUAAUGCCAAUCACAUCAUUCUCUAAUUCCUAAUAAUAUUAGUAAUUUUUACAAUCUAAAUCUAAUAUGCCAGUUUCAUAUGAAUCUUACAAAAUGGAAUCCACUUAUAAAAAUUAAUAAAAUGUUGAUCCUGUUUCUAAAUAUGAUUAUCUUUAUGAUAAACAAAUGAGCAAUCAAUAAAAAUUUUCAAAUUAUCAAAGUGAUUUGAAAAGAACUUUAGAAUCUAAUAGGGUUUAAACUGUUUCAGAAUCUUAUCCUAAUGGAUCAAGAUAUGAAGGCCAAAAAUUGAAUGGAAUGAGACACGGUCAAGGGACAUUUUUCUAUUAAGAUAAUGGUGGAGUUUAUGAAGGUUAAUGGUUUGAAAAUAAAAUGCAUGGUUAAGGUUAUAAAUUCAAAGUAACAUCUAUUAGGUACUUUAUUUUAUGCCUCUGGUAAACCAGCAUAUGAAGGAGAGUGGUUGAAUGAUAAAUUUUAAGGUAAUGGCACUUUGUACAAUGAAGAACCUUAAGUACUCUAUGGAGAUUUUGAUUUUGGAGAUUUUGAUACAAUUGGAGAGUAUUUAUAUAUUAAUAUAAGUUAUUGGACAAGAUAUGUUGGUUAAUUCAAUUAAGAUAAUAAAGAGGGUCAAGGCACCUUAUAUAUAUCAAAUGGUGAUCGAUUUGAAGGCAACUUUCUAUAAGAUUUAAUAAAUGGUCCUGGAAGAUAUAUCAAAAAGAAUGGUUAGAUAAUUUAAGCAAAAUGGUGGAGAAAUAAACUAUAAUAGUGAUUUUGAUUAAAAUUAUAGAAUAUUGUUUUUCAAAAUUAAAUUUCAAAUUUAUGAGUUACCCUUAUGGAUUUUGCUCUCCACAACGUCCCAUGCACCCUUAAGUAUAUUAUCCUAAUCCCAUUCCACAAUAAAGAUAAGCCCAAUAUUCUCUUCCACCCUCUGUAAUUUUUUCAAAUAUCAUUAAUCUAGGUUUACCGCCCAUCUAUUGGAAUGAGACCUCCUUAAUAACCUUAUUAUCCCUAAUAUUAAAUUCAAAAUCCAACUCCACCUAUUAAUUAUGGUCAAAGUCCAGUUAAACCAUAAUCAGCUUUACAAUAAUCUUAUCCAGUCCAUUAACAAAAUCAAAGAAUCCCAAAUUAUCCACCUUAAGUUUAUAAAUAAUAAUAACAGAUUGCUGUAAGACCACCAGUAGGAUAAUAGUAAAUUGCUCCCUAAUAAAGAGGAACAGCUCAAUAUCCUUAUUAGCCAUAAUAAUAAUAAUUAUCAAAACAAUAACCAUUGUUAUCACCAUAGUAGUAGCCAUAGUUGUUUCCAUAGUAGUAGACAUAGUUAUUACCAUAGUAAUAAACUCAAAAUAAAGUUGUCUAACCUCCUAAAUAAUCUUCAUAAUAAUAUUUACAAAGUUAAUCAAAACCAUAAGCACAUCCUUCUUAACAUAGACCUGAGUAAUAAAAUUAAUAAAUUCCUUAACAAUAAAAACAAUAAGUUAAUAAACCUCCUCCUUAAUAAUUUAAAUAACCAUAGUAAUCAUAAAAGGAUGAUGAUUUAGAAAAGAAAUUUUAGGAUGCUAUAGAUAGAACAAGAGAUCUUGUUUAAAAAUAUUAAAAUCCAUAAACAAAAUAACCUUAAUAACCAUAAUAAACACAAUAAUAAUAGAAUCCAUAAACAAAAUAAGAGUAGAAUUCUAAUCAACCAUAAGUUGAUGAUAAUUAGUUAUAAGAUUUAGCUCUUUAAUAUGAAGAUGGUUAUAUUUAUAGAGGUUAAGGUUAUGAACCAGCUACUAGAGAAGGUUAUGGUAUUUUGACAGAUUAGGAAGAUAAUACAGUUUAUGAUGGUUAAUGGAAGGAUAAUUAAUAUCAUGGUUAAGGCAAAUUGAUUAAUGUUUAAGCAGAAUAGAUUGAAGGUCCUUUUGAUUAUUAAGAUUUAAGUGUUAUUGAAAAUGGAUGGCUUGGUUAUGAGGGUAUGUUAAUUAUUAUUAAAUUAAAGGUGAUUUUUUUGAAGGAAAAAUGAAUGGUUUUGGUAGAUUAUAACUUACAAAUGGUGAAAUGUUUGAAGGUCAAUUUUAAGAUGGUAUGAUUGAUGGUGAAGGUAUUUUUACUGCUGCAAAUGGUUAAACUAUAAAAGGAUUAUGGAGAGAAGGUGUAUUAACUUAAGUUUUUGCAUGAU